CGCAGCACCACGAGAAUUGCAAAAACACGAGAGGAGGGUCAGCAUGGCGUGUGUUCAAUGUCAUGGGGUUUUACCGGCGAUCAGAGACGCGACACCCCGGUUUAACGCACCGACAUCGCAGUGACCUCUGAAAGAGAUCCCUGAAUCUCCCACCCUCCACUGUAUUUUACGUCUACUGGUCCACCAUGUCCACCCAGAUGUGCAGAACGGUGCAGCUGAUGCUGCGAUCUACUUGCUGUCACACCAUCAGAAGUGUGUGGUGUUUGCGAAGGACAGUAUUGGCCCCUGCAGCCGCCUCAGGCCUCAGCGUUCCUGGGGUUCCUUGGCCUCAUAGAAGGGCCUAUAGCCUGGACUCUUUGGGUCCUGGUCGGCCAUCACUUGGUUCAAGUUCAGAUAAGACGUCUCCCUCCUUAGCACUUACACAGAGAAACCUGUCGGCUGCAGCUGUAAAGGGCCAUUCUCGACCUCUGUGCCGGUAUGACUACCUGGACCUCGGGGAGGUGGAAGAGAACGUGCGCCGUGCUCAGGCCUGCAGAAAAAUGGGACACUUCAUAGUGGAUCCAGAGCUGGCCAACCUGGUUGCGCAACAUUUAGGACCCGAUCUGCAGGAUGCCAAAACUGUCAUCUUUGAAUGUAACCCAGGUCCUGGGGUGCUGACCAGAACGUUGCUCAAUGCUGGAGCUCAGAGAGUUGUGGCUCUUGAGGGCAACAAGUCAUUCCUACGUGACCUACAGGAACUGGAGGAACGCCUUGAUGGUCAGUUGGAAGUGGUUCACUGUGACUACUUUAAAAUUGACCCCAUUGGAAUCGGCAACGUGAAACCUCCGACGAUGUUCUCUGACAAACUGUUCACCGACCUGGGAAUAUCAGAAGCUGGUUGGACCGACGACGUCCCAGUGAAGGUGGUCGGGAUCAUGCCCCAGCGCAAUGAGCGUGGCCAGCUGUUUAAGAUGGUCUACGCUUUGUUUGAGCGGCUGUCUAUCUACAGAUACGGAAGGAUAGAGCUCAACCUCUUCAUUAGUGAGAAGGAGUACGAGAAAAUGGUCGCACAUCCUGGUAAUAUGAUUUUCUACAGAGCGUUCAGCGUCCUCUGGCAGAUGUCCUGUGAAAUUGAACUUCUGCACAAGGAGCCCUGGGGGUCUUUUGUGGCGUCCUCAAGACAGCCUGUCCGUAGCUCCAAGAGCAAGCUUCCAAACGAUCACAUGUGCUUGGUACGCCUGCGUCCACGGGCUGACCUGUUCUCAGGAGGCCUCACUACCUCCAACGCCUCAACUCUGCUGAUGAUGGUCAAACAGUGUUUGGCAAGGAGGAAGUCAAAGCUCAUCGACAGACUCAAUCUCUGGUCACCUGACAGCGGGAGUAAACUGUUAUCGGAGAUGGGCUUGCCAGAGGACGUACUGACGGGCCACGUAUAUCCCGACGAGUAUCUUCGACUGUUCCAGCUGAUGGACAAGAGCAAAGAGUUCACACAGAGCUGGCUCUACGAAGAGAUCUUGGAGAACACACAGAGGGAGGGUUGGGGCUAAAACAUGGACAAAUGGGUCAUUAACAGAUAUAAAUAUGUGAGAGAGACAUUUGAAAUGCAACAAACGUGUAUGAAUAUACUGUGUUAUUUGAAUGAGAAUAAAAUCAUGUGUUUUAAUGAAAUGCUAGCAGACAAAUACAAAACAGUUGUAUAAGAAAUGAAUUAUUCAUGAAAACAUAAAUGUUUUUGUUACUGAAA
Cololabis saira (Pacific saury) is the source of this 1723-nucleotide messenger RNA. RefSeq names its product transcription factor B2, mitochondrial (gene tfb2m). Bases 186 to 1526 code for a protein of 446 amino acids. Gene Ontology annotation, molecular function: rRNA (adenine-N6,N6-)-dimethyltransferase activity; mitochondrial transcription factor activity. The record is from RefSeq and is a predicted model, not a curated record. Gene Ontology annotation, cellular component: mitochondrial matrix. Gene Ontology annotation, biological process: transcription initiation at mitochondrial promoter; rRNA methylation. The transcript has 10 exons. NCBI's taxonomy places the organism in Eukaryota, Metazoa, Chordata, Actinopteri, Beloniformes, Belonidae.